UUCUGGCUAGCUUCACAUAGAUAUAGGGAGGGACUAUAUCAAGGAUAUUGCCUUUUCAAUUUGAACGGCUUUCUUAGGUAAUACGCAUUGGAUUUUCGUUGAGAAAAUACCAGAAUUCAUUGUGGCGGGGUAAGAGGAAAUUCGCAGGGUCUAUUUGUUCAAGAAAGGCAAGAAAAUGGAGUUAGAGGACGGAGUAGUGUACCAGGACGAACCCGGGACAUCGGCUGUGAUGUCGGAGCGGGUGUCCGGCCUGGCCAACUCCAUUUACCGCGAGUUCGAGAGACUAAUAGGAAAAUACGACGAGGACGUGGUGAAAGAACUGAUGCCACUCGUCGUUGCUGUGUUGGAGAACUUGGAUUCAGUAUUCGCGGAAAAUCAGGAGCAAGAAGUGGACCUAGAACUGUUAAAGGAGGACAACGAACAGCUCAUCACUCAGUAUGAACGGGAGAAAGCACUGAGGAAACAUGCAGAGGAGAAGUUUAUUGAGUUUGAGGACAGUCAGGAGCAGGAGAAGAAAGAACUUCAGAACCAUGUGGGCAGAAUGGAGUCCCAGUCCCGCCAGCUGGAGCUCAAGAUCAAGAACUACGCUGACCAAAUCGGCAGGUUAGAAGAACGAGAGUCAGAGCUGAAAAAGGAGUUCAACGCCCUCCAUCAACGACACACAGAGAUGAUCCAUAACUACAUGGAACACGUGGAGAGGAUCAAACUCCAACAGAUGAGUGGAGCAGACGCUUCUGACUCAGGAACACUGGGCAGAGUCAGGAAAGAGCGUCCCCUGUCACUGGGUAUCUUCCCCAUGUCAGGAGGGGUUUCAGUUCUGACCCCUGACCCUCAGGCCAGGUCUGAGACACCGGGGGCAGAAGCCUGGAGGUUCAAUGACCUGGGACAUACGUGCUCCAACACCAGCCUCAAGUUGGAUGCAGAUGACCCCCCAAAGAAAAGGGAGGGUAACAGUCUGCUGCAGAUCACUUGGGGGAGUUCACUCACAGACGACUGCAAGGAUGAGCUUUCUGAACUAAGCUCCAUGUCCAACAAGGCCUUGGAUGUUGUCGUGGAAGGCGAAGGGCUAAACACUAAGAGCAUGGAGGGUCAGGCUGCUCCAGGGGCCAGUUCUAUAUCGGUUGGGUUGCCAGAAAAUGAUGAGAGCUCCGAGGUACAGGAUAUUAUUGAGUCCACCCCUGAAUUGGACAUGGACCUCAGUGGAUAUAAAGCAUCCAGUACCCCAACUAAAGGAAGUAUUGGCAUUGAGAACAUGGCAUUUGACCGCAACACGGACUCUCUGUUUGCCGAACUGUCGUCUGCAGGCAUCGGGGACGUCAUAGGAGACGUGGACGAGGGGGCAGACUUGCUAGACCUUAGUUUGCUUGGCAUGGGCCGUGAGGUUGAAAAUCUGAUUCAGGAGAACACACAACUAAUGGAGACAAAGAACGCUUUGAACGUGGUGAAGAAUGACCUGAUAGCGCGUGUCGACGAGCUGUCGUGCGAGAAGGAAGUGUUACAGGGAGAACUAGAUGCCGUGACGCAGGCCAGGAGCAAACUGGAGGAUAAGAACAGAGAGCUGGAGGAGGAUUUAAAGAAAAUGCGUGUGGAGAUGGAGGAGGUGAAAGGGAAGACUAAAGAUGAGGAGGAUAGUGACGUUCCUACGGCCCAGAGGAAGAGGUUCACCAGAAUAGAGAUGGCCAGAGUCCUGAUGGAGAGGAACCAGUACAAGGAGAGACUGAUGGAACUACAGGAGGCUGUUAGGUGGACAGAGAUGAUCAGAGCCUCCAGAGAGAACCCGGCCCUCAAUGAGAAGAAGAAAUCCAGCAUUUGGCAAUUCUUCAGCCGCCUGUUUAGCUCCUCAUCGUCCAGCGCCGGCUUGAUGAAGAAGCCUGAGUCCCAGGGGAGGGAUGUGAAGUACACCCCUCCUGUAGGAGGCGGGCUGAAGAAGAGGAGCAGCACGUUCUCCCAGUUCCCCACAGAGAAGUCCAAGGCCUUUGACUUCCUCAACGAGGAAAUGGAUCCCUGUGCUUCUCCUUCCCGUAAGGAGCAGAAACGGGCCCAGUACCGCCAGGUCAAAGCCCACAUGCAGAAAGAUGAUGGACGGGUACAGGCUCAUGGAUGGAGUCUACCCAGCAAAUCCAAGGUGCUGAAUGGUACCCAGACAGACAAUAAGGUCAACAACCUUCCUGUGCCUGUCUACCUGAGGCCCUUGGACCAUAAAGACGCUUCUAUGAAGCUCUGGUGUGCGUCAGGGGUGAAUCUGUCAGGAGGGAAGACCGGACCGGUGGUGUCCAUGUUGGAAGAACAAAGCAGGAAGGGCUCCGUUAGCAGCCUUGAUCAACUGGAGACAAAGAACAAGGACCAGGAGAAAGGUGACGUGGAGAAGGAGAAAGACCUGUGUCUGCAGGAAGAGACGUCCACUAGGGUGUGGAUCUGUACCAGUACACACUCCUCUACUAAAGUCAUUGUGCUGGAUGCCAGCCAACCCGCGGACAUCCUGGACAGUUUCUAUGCCUGUAACUCACACGUCCUUUGUAUCGCCAGUGUGCCAGGUGUGUUGGAGACGGACUACCCUGCAGGGGAGGAGACAGCCAUACACCUGGACCAGGAGGCCGGGCCUGUCGACCGGGUCUCCCUGACCGGCAGUGUGGCCAGUCUGGGCUCCACGGGCAGCGAUGGUGUCAACGCAACGGAAGAGACCACGGCCGUCCCCCAGAUGGCCAACAGCGGUGUCGCGGACCCCCCGGCCCGGCACAGCUCAGUGGAUCUCUCCAGAGAGCCCAGUCCGGCAGAGGAUGGGGUGCCCACGGCGGAGGAGGCCACCGAGGCCACGGAGUCCAAUGCUGGGGGGGAGGAGGGGGAGGAGGGCCAGGGGCUGGACGUCAGUCAGCCAGGCAUCUACACAGAACAUGUGUUCACGGACCCUCUGGGAGCUGGACGCCACGAGUCCUCAACAUCAGACACCCAGAGGGACCAGGAAGGAGAGGCGUCUUUUCCAGACAACACGCUUCCUGUUGGGGAGGAGGUCCAGAGGAUGAGCAGUGCACUGCCCACCAUGUGGCUCGGCGCUCAGAAUGGAUGUUUGUACGUGCACUCGUCUGUGGCUCGAUGGAGGAAGUGUCUCCAUGCCAUCAAGCUCAAGGACUCCAUCCUCAACAUCGUACACGUGAAGGGAAGAGUCCUGGUUGCCUUGGCUGACGGCACGCUGGCCAUAUUCCACAGAGGCCUGGACGGCCAGUGGGAUCUGACCAACUACCACCUGCUAGACCUGGGCCGGCCGCACCACUCCAUUCGAUGCAUGACGGUGGUGCACGACAAGGUGUGGUGUGGCUACAGGAACAAGAUUUACGUCAUCCAACCUAAAGCCAUGAAGAUAGAGAAGUCAUUCGACGCCCACCCCAGGAAAGAGAGCCAGGUGCGUCAGCUGGCCUGGGUGGGAGAUGGCAUCUGGGUGUCCAUCCGGCUGGACUCCACCCUCCGACUCUUCCACGCCCACACCUACCAGCACCUCCAGGAUGUGGAUAUAGAGCCCUAUGUCUCCAAGAUGCUGGGCACUGGUAAACUGGGCUUCUCUUUUGUGAGGAUUACAGCCCUCAUGAUCUCAUGUAGCCGCCUGUGGGUCGGAACAGGAAAUGGUGUCAUCAUCUCCAUCCCGCUGUCAGAAGCCAUAGGUCCUCCUCAUCAAGGAGUCUUACUGAGAGGCCUCAGCGCCAACAAGACAGCGAGUUCAGUGCCAAAUCGUCCCGGUGGCGCCGUGCGGGUGUACAGUGAAGAGGGCUCCGAGAGCAUGUUGCCAGGCAGCUUUGUGCCCUACUGUUCCAUGGCACAUGCACAGCUGUGUUUCCAUGGACACAGAGAUGCCGUGAAGUUCUUUGCAGCCGUUCCAGGUCAGGUGAUCCCACCCCCCGGAACUGGAGGGGAUUCUGGGUCGGAUGACCCCGCCUCAGAGUUGUCUGAUUCUGCGACCUCUGAACCUGCCAAAACCUUCCUGGUCAUGAGUGGAGGAGAGGGCUACAUCGACUUCCGGAUGGGUGAUGAUGUAGAAGAAGUUGAUGGCCCCCUACCAGAACCCACCAUGAAGCAGACAACCCCUGCCAAAGCCGAACGCAGCCACAUCAUCGUUUGGCAAGUCACUUCCUGCCAGGAGUGAGCCAAUCACACUGCCACAUGACUACCAGGUCGCCCAACCCCCCACUGCAUGUCCCUCCCUUAGGUUUUAAGUUGUUAUUAUUGAGAUUAUUCUCAUUACUAUUAUUAUUGUUAUUAUUAUUAUUGUUAUUACUAUUACUACUGUGGAUGACUACAUUGUUGGUAAUGAUUAUUUUAGUGUCUGUUUUAAUUGUAGCUAUGAAUUUGGUCCCCAGGAAAUCAGGUAACAUUAAUAUUAGUCAGGGGUCUAGUAGUCAACAUACAUUGUGUGCACAUUGGAUAAGUGCACUUUAGGUGCCGAGCACCCAGAUAUCUGCAGCAUAUUCCAUGAGCUGAUAAUGCAGUAAGGAUCAACGUGGUUGAGAGGAAGCUGUGUGUGUGCUUCAAACGGCAAAUACAGUAAUGGCGUAGGAUGGACAAAUGAUUUAAAAUAACAAUACAGUGAACAAAGAAAAUGAACCACAUUAAUAUGACUGAGAUCACACGAGAUAACGGAACAUUAGUCUCAUUAGAUAAAAAACAUACAGUGGCUCUCAAAGGUUUUCACUCCCAUUGAACAUUGCCGCGUAUUCUUGUGUUGUAGCAUGGAAUAAAAAUGGAUUUAAACAAAGAAGUUCAUCAUACCAAAUUGAAAAAUAAAGUCUACAAAUUCUAAAUAAAUUCUAAAUACAAAACAGAAAAUAAUUGAUUGCAUAAGUAUUCUCCCCCUUUAGCCUAUUUGGUGGUGGGACCUUUGACAGCAAUUACAUCAUUUUAACUAUUUGGGUAAGUCUCUACCUGUUUAUAACAGAUUUGCUUAUUACAGAUUCACUUUGAAUGUCCUUUUGUCGUCAUGAUGUAGUUUUUCUUAGGAAUUGUGCUUACCAAUUGUGGGACCUCCCAGUGACAGGUGUAUUCAACCUGUAAUUAUGGGAUACUCCUUAAUUGCUCACAGGUGGACAAACUGAAGACAGUUGUUGCACAAUAGCUCAUUCAGGUGUGUCAUAUUAAAGGGGUGAAUACUCAUGCAAUCAAUUAUUUUCUGAAUAUUUGUGAUACAUUUUUGAAAAUCUGCUGAUUUUAUUUUUCACUUUGAAAUUAUGGACUUGUUUUGUUCUGUUUUGAACCGAGACAUAAACUCAAGUAAUUCCAUUUUGAUUUCAUAUGGUAACAAAGGUCCAGGGGAGGGAAUACUUUUGAGAACCACUGUAGUAAGACAUGGGAAUAGUUGCAUGGUUUUACACUGAGUUGAUGACAUCUUUAAAGGUCCGGUGAACUUUAAUCAUAACCGACUUUUCUGCCUCCCCUAAAAUGUUUGUAUUUAAUUUGCAUUAAUAAUAGGUUGAUGUGGUGAAUAAACAAUCACACAAGGCAAUUGUCAAAAAAACUGCAACAGCAGUGAAAUUAUCCUGUAAUGAAAUCUUGGCACAACGUUAAGUAACCUUUUCCCUGGAUCAGAGCUGUACUAGUGAACACUGCACGUAAGUUACUCAGCUAGGAAAAAAAGAACAAGUAAAAUAUACUGAACCAGUUUAAGAUUAGUUCAAACUAAGUACAUGUGCAAUCAGGCUCUGCUGAUUGGCGGAUCUGUCUGUGUAGGUGGUUAGACUGAGAGCUCUCGCUCUACCAACUUGGGUCUCUCUGAAAAUGACUGAACGUGAUGGAAAUGUGUUGAACUGUCAGGAAAGAACUCAUUGCUGUAACAUCUUUUGCUUGCCAUGGUUCUCUACAAUUGUAAGUCAUUUCUGCUUGCCUCCUGGGUUUUUUAGGAAAGUUACCAGUGUUGGUAAAAUCGAUGUCAACUUCAAUACCUUUAUGAUACACAAGAUUAUUUCCGGAGGGAGGAGAACUCAGUGAGCAAAAGGUUGUCAUUGGUGGGCAACAUUGCUUUAUGUAUGCAGGAACAUGUUUCGAUCUGUCAAGAAAAUGUUGGUUAAAGUAGAAAGCUUACCGGACCUUUAACAUUAUAAUUUAGAACUGUAUCUGAGUAGGAAUUAUGUUUACUGUCAUCUUCUCAGUGUCAAGCAUUUGAGGUUGUAUCUUAUGAACAAAGUAGAUUCAUUUUUGCUGCAUUUGUGGUGCGGGUAAUAUAAGCAAUGUUCGAACACCUAUGAGUUAAGAGGACUGUGAGAUGUACUGUGGGGGCAUGUUCCAAUACUUUUAAAAGGCUUUCUCCCUUCGUUGAAGUGAUUGGAGAGGAAGGAUCCAUUGUCAAUUAUUUGAACAGGGUCGAAGUUAGUAUCAGCCUGCAUGGGGACAUCCUUUACUGUAUCUCCGUCCAAGUGUCUGCCUGCUUUGCCAUUUUGGCCCAAAUUCUCUGUUCCACCAUUUUGAGGACAUGCUCCUGCUGGUAGCUAGAACUCACUGGCACUUUAAAAUGUAACGUAGGCCGCUUGAGGUUCAAAAUAUUCACACACAAAAAACACCUGUCCAUUGUAAUGUACACAUAUACUAAAAUGUGCUAAUUGUUUUAAGGGAAAUGGGUUUAACAGAAAAAGAAGAAAAAUCUGUGUACCCAGCUACCAAAGGACAAAAAAUAGGUGAAAAUAAUAUUUAACAUCAUAAUUAACAAUCAGUUCAUGAGUAAUCAUGUCAUGAUAACAAUAAUUAGAUACUGACUAUAUUUUAAAGGCUUCAUCUCUGGAAAAACACACACGGAAUUUAUUAAUGAACUUAAGUGUUUUUACGUUGCACUUGUUGACACGGCACUAAGAUCACUUUGUGUUUUGUGUUGUGUUGUUGCAUUUACAUACCUUAAAGCCAGUUUUUUAUUUAAUUUUUUACUUUGGAUUUUGUGCUCUUUUUGUACUCAUUCCUCUUCACUUCUAUAAAAAUCUGUAUUUUAAUGGUGUCUGUAACCUGAAAGCAGAAAAAAUGAUAAACAAGUGUUGAAUUUUUUUAUAUUUGAAAAAGCAACUGGAUUGGUAUUGGUUGGGCCUCGGUCUAAUAUCUAUUUUCCAAUUCAGAAGAAAUAUUGUCAAUAUCGUGUUGUAGCCAUUCCAGUAUUUAUUUUUCUUAUUGAGCCUCAGUGGUUCAGAAUGUAACUUUCUACAUGAAAAACUGUUAAACCAACGGGUUUGUCUGAUUAGUCAUAAAUGGUGACAUAAAAUUCAAUAAUGUUGAAUAGAAAAUGGAAAAUACGCAAAGAUCCACGUUGAAACAGUCCAGUAAUGUCUGUGGAUUGAUUUUUGGAGAACCACACAUUCAUUGUACUAAGCUAUGCAUGUUUUAAUAGAACACUGCUAUGUAUUGGUUGGUCGAAAUCCCUGUUAAUUGCCACCGUUUUGGGUGGGUGGAUGCCUGCACGUGUGUUGGAGUGUGUGGCUUGCGUGUGUGUGUGUGUGUGUGUGUGUGUGUGUGUGUGUGUGUGUGUGUGUGUGUGUGUGUGUGUGUGUGUGUGUGUGUGUGUGUGUGUUUGCGUCCCGUACCCCAUAGAAUGGUCUCAAGGAGUUUUCCAGGCCUUUCUCUGGGGCCCAUAAAGCCGUUUGGCCAUAACUGUGGUUUCUUCUGGUAAAUGUAUUCUAAAACAGCAUCAUAGCCUUAUUUUUAACAAUGUAUUAAACUCAAUUUCAUGGGUAACUCA
Esox lucius (northern pike) is the source of this 7693-nucleotide messenger RNA. It is a transcript of the gene spag9a, whose product is annotated as sperm associated antigen 9a. The transcript is spliced from 32 exons. The record is from RefSeq and is a predicted model, not a curated record. Bases 176 to 4132 code for a protein of 1318 amino acids. Gene Ontology annotation, molecular function: JUN kinase binding; MAP kinase scaffold activity; kinesin binding. NCBI's taxonomy places the organism in Eukaryota, Metazoa, Chordata, Actinopteri, Esociformes, Esocidae. Gene Ontology annotation, biological process: vesicle-mediated transport. Gene Ontology annotation, cellular component: cytoplasm.